UUGGGAUGAAACUCAUUUUGGGAAGAUGGGAAGUUACUACAUUAAUCGGACCUUCUUUUUUGAUGUCCACCCCCCUCUGGGGAAGAUGCUGAUUGGACUUGCUGGCUACCUUAGUGGAUAUGAUGGUACAUUUCCUUUCCAAAAGCCAGGGGACAGAUAUGAGCAUCACAACUACAUGGGAAUGAGAGGGUUCUGCGCAUUCCUGGGCUCCUGCCUGGUUCCCUUUGCCUACCUCACAGUGUUGGAACUGUCAAAGUCACUGCCAGCAGCCUUACUCACAGCUUUCAUCCUUAUUUUUGAUACAGGCUGUAUUACUUUGUCCCAAUAUAUUCUGCUGGAUCCUAUUCUGAUGUUCUUCCUCAUGGGAGCUGUUCUGAGUAUGGUGAAAUGUAACAGCUGUGCAGAUAGGCCCUUUUCUGCCUCCUGGUGGUUCUGGCUGAGUCUGACUGGUGUGAACCUUGCUGGAGCAACAGGGGUAAAGUUUGUUGGCCUUUUUGUAGUCCUAUUGGUUGGCCUAAACACAAUCUAUGACCUGUGGGACUUGCUGGGGAACCUCAGCCUGUCGCUGGUCAUGUUUGGGAAGCAUUUACUGGCUCGUGUGCUCUGCCUCAUCCUGCUCCCACUUGCUCUCUACACGGCUGUGUUUGCUGUUCACUUUACAGUAUUAAAUAAAAGUGGUCCUGGGGAUGGUUUCUUCAGUUCAGCAUUUCAGUCUCAGCUGAUUGGGAACAAUCUUCAUAACGUCUCCGUUCCAGAGCACUUGGCGUAUGGGUCUGUGGUCACAAUGAAGAACCUUCGGAUGGCAGGGGGAUACCUUCACUCCCAUUGGCACCUCUACCCAGAGGGCAUUGGGGCUCGCCAGCAGCAGGUUACUGCAUACUUACAUAAAGAUUUGAAUAACAUGUGGAUUAUAAAGAAACAUGAUUCGGAUGCAGAUCUGUCAGACCCCUCGAGCCCAGUGGAGUUUGUGAGGCAUGGAGAUAUUAUUCGUCUGGAACAUAAAGAAACUUCUAGAAAUCUUCACAGUCACCAGCAUGAAGCUCCCCUGACAAGGAAGCAUUUUCAGGUCACUGGCUAUGGAAUAAAUGGAACAGGAGACUCCAAUGAUUUCUGGCGGAUUGAAGUGGUGGGCAGAAAGUCUGGGAAGCUCAUCAAAGUCCUACGGAGUCAGGUCCGGCUAACCCAUGUGGCCACAGGGUGUAUAUUGGGCUCUUCUGGAAAGACUCUGCCAAAAUGGGGUUGGGAACAAGUGGAAGUCACCUGCACACCGUACCUGAAGGAGACUCCCAAUUCCCUCUGGAACUUUGAAGAUCAUAUUAACCCUAAGUUGCCGAAUAUCAGCCUAGAUGUUUUGAAGCCCUCUUUUGCAGAAAUUCUGCUAGAAUCCCACAUGGUUAUGAUCCGGGGAAACAGCGGCCUCAAACCAAAGGACAAUGAAGUUACAUCAAAACCUUGGCACUGGCCCAUCAACUACCAGGGCCUGCGUUUUUCUGGUGUCAAUGAGACUGAUUAUCGGGUUUAUUUGCUGGGCAACCCGGUGAUUUGGUGGCUAAAUCUGAUCACUAUUGGGUUGUAUCUUCUGAUAGCAGUUUCCAUGGCAGUUGCCCUGAAGAGAGGUGUCCAACUGACAUCUGAACUCAAAGAACUGUCCAGAGUUGUGCUACGUGGUGGAGGGCAGAUCAUGCUGGGCUGGCUCCUUCAUUACCUCCCUUUUUUUAUGAUGGGACGAGUUCUCUACUUUCACCACUACUUCCCUGCCAUGCUUUUUUCCAGCAUGUUGACAG
Merops nubicus (carmine bee-eater) is the source of this 1784-nucleotide messenger RNA. RefSeq names its product protein-O-mannosyltransferase 2 (gene POMT2). Gene Ontology annotation, molecular function: mannosyltransferase activity. Gene Ontology annotation, cellular component: membrane. The transcript has 18 exons. The annotation marks the transcript as partial. NCBI's taxonomy places the organism in Eukaryota, Metazoa, Chordata, Aves, Coraciiformes, Meropidae. Gene Ontology annotation, biological process: protein O-linked glycosylation. The record is from RefSeq and is a predicted model, not a curated record.